This is a messenger RNA of Babesia bigemina, 1233 nucleotides long. Its product is annotated as -PPPDE peptidase domain-containing protein 1. Gene Ontology annotation, molecular function: deubiquitinase activity. Bases 1 to 1233 code for a protein of 410 amino acids. The record is from RefSeq and is a predicted model, not a curated record. Gene Ontology annotation, biological process: protein deubiquitination. Lineage: Eukaryota; Apicomplexa; Aconoidasida; Piroplasmida; Babesiidae. The transcript is spliced from 4 exons.
AUGUCCGAAGAUUUGUCGACGGUAGGAAAAAUGGAGGGUCCGCAACUCAUCAUUGUCGACGCCACAAAAGUAGAAAAGGACGGAGAUAAACGGAUAUUUGGUGACAUAAAAAAUGUGUCCAGUACUGGGCUGAAUUUUGUCACAUUAAAGCACAUUCCGGCCACUAUUACCAGCAUAGUGUCAGGCUCCAGCAUCUCCCCUCAAAUAAUCGAGCACACGAUGGACAGUGCAAAAAUGCUCGAUCUUACAAAGUUGCGCACAGGAUCGAACACACCCGAAACCGCAAUAAGUCCGCGAGAACCGAUCGCCGUUCCAAAUGACAUAUCGGCGGAACACGUGAUAAACAUGAGCAAGGUUGUCACAAGAAUCGGUGACGGCUCUGCCAGGCGGACAGGCGAUUUUAACUCGCCCAGAAGCUUCCAUAUCGCCGAACAGUUCAAAAUGAUCCAUUCUAAGAUAUCGCCGACCGUCUCCAACGCGUCCGGCACUGUGCCGAUAUCCGGAGCCGCAAAAAACGCCACCACUCCGUACAUUUUGACGGCGCGGGAGAUAACACGUAACACCGACGUACCGUCCUUAGAUAGUACUCGGAUGAUCAGAAGAGGCUACAGUGACGAUGUAGCUAUGAUGCUGAAGAAAGGCUCGAACAGGCUUAUCAAGACACACAGUCACAGCAGUCCAAGAGGUAAAGACUCGCCCGCUGAGUACGGACACGUAUAUCUCAACAUAUACGACCUGGAGGCCGUCAACCGAGUUGUCAACGUCGUAGCUGGUACUUUCGGUGCCGGCGCAUACCACGCUGGCGUAGAAAUUUACGGCUACGAGUACAACUUCGGGUAUACGCCGCAGGGCGGUUCGGGGAUAGUACAGUCACACCCGAGAUUCCAUUCAUCGCACAAGUAUCGCAAAAGCAUUGAUCUCGGCAAAACGAAAUUCUCACCCAGGGAGGUAUUGCAAAUCAUUGAGUCACUAAAGCCUAUGUGGCUAGGGUCGUCGUACGACAUCUUGAAGAAGAACUGUCUCAACUUUGCCGAUGCACUCUGUAAGAAACUGGGCGUUGGAAGCAUACCCAGCUGGGUCAUGGGACUGCAAAACAAAAUAAACUGGACUAGGGAUAGCCUGCAGAGCGGGGCUGCCAAACUUAAGCAAUUUGACGAAGCCGUCGGCAUAAGCCGCGCGUUCGGCACCCUGUCUAGAAAGCUGACAGGAGAAUGUGCCGGGGGAAACAACUAG